This is a messenger RNA of Contarinia nasturtii (swede midge), 981 nucleotides long. RefSeq lists its product as uncharacterized. Bases 1 to 981 code for a protein of 326 amino acids. NCBI's taxonomy places the organism in Eukaryota, Metazoa, Arthropoda, Insecta, Diptera, Cecidomyiidae. Gene Ontology annotation, molecular function: histone H3K9 demethylase activity; histone H3K36 demethylase activity. The transcript is spliced from 5 exons. Gene Ontology annotation, biological process: chromatin remodeling. The record is from RefSeq and is a predicted model, not a curated record. Gene Ontology annotation, cellular component: nucleus.
AUGUACGCACAUCGAACUGUUCGCUUCAUGAAAGAUGAAAAUGUGGGAAAUUUUAUACAAAAUUUGCUUGAAAGUGACGAAAACAAUGAAAUUGGCAUUGUCAAGGUCGUUCCUGAAUAUGAAGUGAAGACAAAGAGUUUGGGUGUUUUUUAUGAAAUUCCAUCGGCGCAUCGCCAAUACGUUGAGAAAAUCGGAACGAAUGACGCUUGUGUAUUUGAAAUGUCAGGCUCAGCUACAAUCGAAGAUGGCGCUUGGAAAGAUCUUCAAAAACGCAGCCAAAAGAAAUGCCGUGCCUCCAACAAACAGCCGGUCUACGCAAUUAACAUUCGCGACACAUUGUUCCAUGAGGAUGAACCUUGGAAUUUCAACAAUUUUGGCCCUUCACAUUCAAUAAUCCAUGGACAGAAGCAAAAUCUUAUGAAUGGAAUACAAAAUUCAUAUAUCAACAUAGGAAUGUUUUGCGAAACAGUUUACCGUCACAAGUGUUUCCUCGUUGAUGAAAAUUUGCUGUUGAAACAUCAUAUCAAAUAUACGAAACUUAUACAAUAUCCUGGAGAGUUUAUCUUCACUUUAUAUGGCGCAUUUCACUGGGGAUGGAACGCUGGUUUUAACGUAUGCGAAUCAAUGAAUCUAGCAUCGCCGAAGUUCAAAAAAAUCUACGAAGAAGUAUCGCUUUGUAAAGCCACCUGUGAAUAUAGCGCGAUGCCAAUUCCAGUUCAUCAAAAGCUUGGCAAAUUAUUGCAACAAGCUAAUGAGUCACAAAUGCUAACUCUGCCGCCGCCGUCGCUUCAGCUGAGCGAUACUGAUUUUGCCACCAAUCCAAAUGAUAUGAUGGUCAUCGAAAAAUCCACUCACAACAUCACCGGAGCCGACAUGCUUCUCACAAUGAAUGUCAUCGAUUACUCACAGACACAUUUUGUGUAUGCAUUACAUCAGAUGAUCUCGAAGUUAAUUCGAUCGGAUUAUCGUCUAGGUCAUUAG